Parascedosporium putredinis is the source of this 1374-nucleotide messenger RNA. The record is from the annotation of a GenBank genome assembly. NCBI's taxonomy places the organism in Eukaryota, Fungi, Ascomycota, Sordariomycetes, Microascales, Microascaceae.
AUGCAAAGCAUCCCGAGCCGGCACCCCGCGCCCUGGGAGAGGAAUGGUGCUACCUCCACGGAUCCCAUGGAUUCCCGCGUCCAGUGGCCAGGCAGACCACGCACAAUGGCGGCGGCGGACCUCGUGUCACCGCUGCUGGGACUCCCGCUGCACUUGGUCACCGAGAUCCUAUCCAACCUCCAUUCUCUCGACGAUGUCGCCGCGGCCGUUUCCAGCGCUCGCAUCUUUAAUGAUGCGUUUGCCGAAUCCAGCAAAGCCAUCGCCGAGAGGAUCCUAGGCCGAAUCCCCAACGCCCUGCUCCCCUUUGUCCACGCCCUCCGCGCCUGCCGGCCCUCGGAGCUGCCAAUAGACCAUCGGCACUACGACGCUCUCCACGAACUCUUCAACGGCAAACUUAAACCGCUGCUGACAACGGCACCGGAAAACCUGCCCCGGCUGAGCGGCUUAACAGUCGCCGAGCAAGCCGAGGUGAGCAGGACGCACGCCGCCGUGGAAGCCAUCACGCAACGUUUCGCCGCCGAGAGCGCACCUCUCUUCGGCCGAGCGCUGGGCCUCGAACCGAAGCAACCCGCCGCGAGCGCCGCGUCGCCGUCAGAGGCGGAGAGGUUCAGGAUUGGCCGGGCGCUCUACCGGCUCGAGAUGCUGCGCGAGAUCUUUUGCGCCGACACCGACGCCGACUACGUGUUCGAGGACGACGUGGAUAGCCUGUGCGGCGGCCAGUUUUUCGCCAUGUAUUCCCCGUGGGUGAAUGAGCAGCUUUUUUGCUUGUACGGGUACCUCCGUGAUAAGGUGUAUGACGGUUUCUGUGAAGUGGCUGCCCAUGAUGUAGAGUACGCACAAGAACCGCCAAACUGGAUCAAGAAUGACGCCGACACUUUAGUCCACGUACAGAUGUUUAGUCUGUUUCGCGAACCCCAACGACGCCCGUUCCCCAGCAGCGACAACGACCGCGAGGAUGAGGACCCGAGCCACGGCCAUCCGCGUCUCUCCGGCCCCUUUGACGGUCCGCAGGACGGCCCGUCGUCAUGCGCGUACAAGAUGUGGGUCGGCGCACGCGGCACCAGAGCCGGCCACGCCUUCCGCCCCAAGCCCGACAGGAACCUAUGGGCGUGCGGUUACGUCAUCUGGGAGUACGCCCCGGGCCAGGAAGCCGUCGUCAAUGGUGCGGAGCUUGCCCGCCGGCUCGGCCAGGUUAGAAGCGGCAAGUCACUUGUCCCGCGCCGGAAGCAGUGGAGGGAAGAGGAAAGGAAGCACCGGGUGGUGGGGCUGACGGAGGCCAAGAAGCGGCGGAUCCUGGAGAAGUGGGCGUCUGGCGGGCUCGGCGACACGUCGUCUGAAGAGGAGGAGAGCGAGGAGAGCGAAGAGGAAGACUAG